GCGGAGUUAGAGAGAUUAUUGGUCAGGGCAGAAAGAGGCAGCGAAGGGAGAGCCACAUGUGCUGCUUCGUCUGCGUGUGACAUGUCCGGAUCUCGUUGGCGCCAAGAACCACCACCACCACCACAUCCUGGAGCAGGGCGAGGCAACCUCCGCGCCACUCGCCAGCUGCCCAGUCGUCUCCCACGUCCUAGCACAACAGAGCAGAGCAGAGCGAGCAAAGGUAUCUGCCAUCCACCAUGGCCGUCUCCAUCGCCGGCAGCAGCAUCCGCCUCCACGUUGCCCCGCCCAGUCGCCGCCGCGUCAGCGUGGUCUCCGCCGCCGCCGCGGCGCGGCUCGACCGGCGCUCGGCGGCCCUGCUCCUGCUGUCCACGGCGGUUCCAGCGGCAUCGGCAGCGACAGCUCCCCCAGCGAGCGCCGCGGGCAUCGGUCUCUUCGGCAUCCGCAAGAAGCUGGAGCGCGCGGAGGAGGCGGCAGUCGAGGCGGUGAGGGAGGUGGAGGAGGCGGCGGCGGAGGCCGCGGCGGUGGGCGGGGAAGCCGUGAAGGAGGCGGCGGCCGAGGCGGUGCGGGAGGUGGAGGAGGCCGCGGCGGUGGGCGGGGAGGCCGUGAAGGGGGCGGUGACGGAGGCGGAGAAGGAGGUCGCCAGCGAGGGCCUGCAGCUGGUGGCCGGCGCGGAGCUCGCCGGGGACGGGCUAGUGCAGGCCGCGGUGGUCGCCGGCGCCGAGGCGCUCGGGGUCGUCGUGGGCCUAUCCGUGGUAAAUGGUAUCCUGAAGCCCGAGGCCUAGAUGGUGUAGGCUGCUGGGCCUUGUAGUUUCGGCCGAAUACAAGUGUUUGGGCUUUAGCGCUUCGUUGUCGGUGUCGCUGUAAUUUGCUGAUGACCUCUUCUUUUGUGUGUAAAUUGUUAUUAUUAUAACAAUUAUUGGAGUGCGGAUAUGGGCAGCUAG
Zea mays is the source of this 941-nucleotide messenger RNA. RefSeq names its product YCF37-like protein. Gene Ontology annotation, cellular component: chloroplast thylakoid. NCBI's taxonomy places the organism in Eukaryota, Viridiplantae, Streptophyta, Magnoliopsida, Poales, Poaceae. The record is from RefSeq and is marked predicted. The coding region runs from base 237 to 782 and encodes 181 amino acids. The transcript has a single exon.